Messenger RNA from Hemicordylus capensis (graceful crag lizard), 1443 nucleotides. RefSeq names its product transcription factor HES-5-like. The transcript has 3 exons. Gene Ontology annotation, cellular component: nucleus. Bases 50 to 526 code for a protein of 158 amino acids. Gene Ontology annotation, molecular function: DNA-binding transcription factor activity, RNA polymerase II-specific; protein dimerization activity; RNA polymerase II cis-regulatory region sequence-specific DNA binding. Gene Ontology annotation, biological process: regulation of transcription by RNA polymerase II; regulation of neurogenesis; anterior/posterior pattern specification. NCBI's taxonomy places the organism in Eukaryota, Metazoa, Chordata, Lepidosauria, Squamata, Cordylidae. The record is from RefSeq and is a predicted model, not a curated record.
UCGGAUCCCUGGCAGCAUCACCGACAUCCAUCUCCGGCGGCUAGGAAAGAUGGCACCCACCAGCAUGGUUUUCAUGGAUCCCAAGAGCCCCCUGAGCCCUCGAGAGAAAAAUAAACUGAGAAAACCGGUGGUGGAGAAGAUGCGCCGGGAUCGAAUUAAUAGCAGCAUCGAACAGCUGAAGCUUAUGCUGGAGAAGGAGUUCCAGAGACACCAGCCCAACUCCAAGCUGGAGAAAGCAGACAUCCUGGAAAUGACGGUGGACUACCUGAAGGAGGAGAGCCGGUGGCGAGCAAAAGGACCUGCUCCCAAAGACACGCAGGUGGACUUCAAAGAGGGGUAUUCCAGGUGUCUCCAGGAAGCCUUCCAGUUCCUGUCCCUGCACAAGGUCCACACCGAGACCCAGGCCAAGCUCAUGAGCCACUUCCAGAGGAAUCAGCCGUCCCCAACAGAAGUGGCCCAUUCCCCCUCCGCGCGGAUGAAGCACCCGCCCGCCAAGAACCUCCAGACGCUCUGGAGACCCUGGUAGACGGCUGGAUGGACAUUAAUUCCAGAGGGAGGGCGAGAUUUCACCCAUUUAGCCCUGGUCUUCUCAUGUGUAGAGGAUAGCAUUUCCUCCUUGUAUUAUUUAUUCCUGGGCGGCAGGGGGGCAGGGCAUGGAAUACUUUGGGCCAGGGAUUCUCAACGUUGGGUCCCCAGAUCAUACUGGACUUCAACUCCCAUAACCCCCAUCCAAAGGCCACUGGGACUGGGGAUUAUGGGAGUUGAAGUCCACCAACAUCUGGGGACCCAACGUUGUGAACCCCGGCUUUGGGCCAAUGUAUUCUGUUGGCUUGUAUUUCGGCUGUACCGCAGUGGGUAAAAUUGACCCACAGCCGCCAUCCCGUUUUGGGGAGGGGGCACGUCUCUUCAUAAUGAAGACAGUGGGGUGUGUGAAAGCGAACUUUUAAAAAAUCUUGCUGUUGCUAGAGAUUGCUGUUCUCCACGCCCCAGUAGAAGCUUCUAGCUUCGCUCUGGUACUGCUUUGAUCUACUGAGUUUGGGGGUGCAGAAAGUGAAUGAAAGUUUAAUUUUGCCUGGUGGAGACCUGUUUCUCUCUCAGCGGUUGGGCAACAUGACGUGAUUUUUCAUUGAUUUUCUGCUCCCCCAUUGCUUAGGGAAGUGCUACCUUAUUGUCGCUUUAUAUUAAAGAAAAGGGAUAGUCCCGGGAAGGACUGCUAAUUCCCAAAUGUCAUACAUUUGCAAAGUAAGAACGAUUGGUUCUUUUCUGAUUGGCGUUUCAUUGCUAUAAUGACGGUUUCCUCUUGUACGGGGAAGGUUUCCAUUCGUGACGGAUGAGUAUGUGCAUGUUCGUUUCCCGCUUCGGGGAUCUUUGCAUGGAGUGCAUACUGCGUAUGCUUGCUGUAUCACAUUAUUUGUAGGAUGAAAUAAAGAGGGGAGAACUGGA